Molecule: messenger RNA, 1029 nt
Organism: Punica granatum (pomegranate)
Lineage: Eukaryota; Viridiplantae; Streptophyta; Magnoliopsida; Myrtales; Lythraceae
Source: RefSeq, a predicted model, not a curated record
AUGGAUGGUUGUCACGUGGAGAAGCUACCUAGAUCUAUUGGGAUGAUGAAGAAGCUUGAAGAGCUACAUGCUGAUAGCAGCUCCUUGAAAGGCGAAAUCCCCACUGAAAUAGGCAUGUUGUCUUGCUUGAGAGUCUUGGAGUUAUCAUCUACAAAGAUAUCCUCAUUGCCCUCUGAAAUUAGUCAGCUCUCUUCUCUCCAAAAAGUCUCUUUGAGAUGUUGCCAUGGACUAGAAGAUUUGCCGAGGCUUCCCAUUUCGUUGUUAACGUUACAGGUCAUGUCAUCGGCAUUGAGGACGGUCCCUGACCUCUCCGGACUGAAUAACCUCACUGAUUUACUCUUGCUCGGUUAUAUCCAAGGGUAUCAGUUUAGUCAAUUAAGCCAAUCUGCAGAAUCAAUGAAUCCGAGUAGAUGGAUGAGGAAUGAGUGGACGGUGAAAAGAAGAAUUGGUCAGAUUAUCAAUCUACCGAAACUGGAGAAUCUAGUGCUCCAGCUUUCGAAUGUUACCAGCUUACCAGUGGAGAUAGGUGCUUCUCAAGUACUCAAGUUUCUCGUAGUGGGUGGUCCACAAUUACGGCACAUCCCUCAGCUUCCGUCCAGUCUCUCCACUCUGGUUUUCUGGUGCUUGAAGUUGAAUGGGAAGCAGCCAUGCCUUUCAAACUUGAAAAAGUUGACAUCUCUAGGUUUCCUCGAGUGUUCGAUAGGAGAAGAUGGUUUGGAAUGUCUGGGAGUUGGAGAACUCGAGCAACUGGAAACACUCAGUAUUUACUGUGACACGACAGAUCUUACUGGUCUUCAGCUCCCGCCAAAUUUGCAGAAACUGUAUGUAGUUGACUGCGCUUACGUGAGGAGAUUACCGGAUCUUUCACACUUGAAGAAUCUGAAGUUGUUGAAAUUGCAAAACUGCAAACAACUCGCGGAGAUUCCAGGCCUUGGAGAGUUAGAACCGUUGCCAAAAAUAUCUAUUGUUUCGUGCGAUUCAUUGGCAAAUCAGGAGAUAAGAUCAAAUAUGCCAGAAGAGACCUUAUAA